Patiria miniata (bat star) is the source of this 3163-nucleotide messenger RNA. It is a transcript of the gene poll, whose product is annotated as DNA polymerase lambda-like. The record is from RefSeq and is a predicted model, not a curated record. Gene Ontology annotation, molecular function: DNA binding; DNA-directed DNA polymerase activity. The transcript is spliced from 9 exons. The coding region runs from base 107 to 2005 and encodes 632 amino acids. Lineage: Eukaryota; Metazoa; Echinodermata; Asteroidea; Valvatida; Asterinidae. Gene Ontology annotation, cellular component: nucleus. Gene Ontology annotation, biological process: double-strand break repair via nonhomologous end joining.
UGGCAGCCUCCUAGUCAAGUUUAUCAACAAACGCAACCAAAGCAUCAGGCCGGGCUUAGUACACGAUUCGUUUGUUUCAUGAGAUUUCCAAAGUAUCUUUUGCACGAUGGCUUCGUCUUCUAAUUCCAAGGAAUCGAAAUCAUCAAGCCGCAAGAGAAAACAUCCAACAAUUAAUCCGUUUUUACCAAAUGAAGAAUCGGGAAAUCUGGCGAAGAAAACAAAAACCACAGCCUCUGCUCAGUCAAGUUCAACUUUGAAUAAUCCACCGGGUUCAUCAUCAGAAACACACGUAAAGCCAAAUCUGGACGAUGCAGAUCAUGACCAACAGUUUCUUAGUGGCAUCGUUGCGUAUAUUCUACCUGCUGGAUUGGGAAAAGCACGCACUGACAUCUUCAAAAAACAAAUGUCAAAAUUCGGCGCAGAAGUGUUGAAUGUUUGGGAUGAGACACAUUGCACUCAUUUGGUCGUUGAUGAAGGGAUGGAUGUUGAACGCUUGAAAAGAAUCAUGAAGAUUGAAAAGGCUCCGUCAAACACUUACGUACUGAGAGCAAGCUGGCUAAGCCUCUGUCUCUCGGAAAAUGAACUUGUGCCAAUUGAUAAUUACAAAUUAAGAUUUCCGGUUAUUAAGAAAGAAGACCCUUCCAAAAAGUCAGAUCUGUCUUCAACAUCAACUCCUAGCAUAAGCAGUAAAUCUGGCAUUGAUGGAUCGGAUGUUAAUAAGAGUGAAACUCUCGAGAAGAAACCAAAUAUUUCUGACAUCCCAUCUAGUUCCAAUGCCCCGCCCAUCCAAGGAACUAAAUGGACUAGUCCAGUGAAAAUUGCUACGUCUGACAGGGGUUAUGACAGCGAUGAUAGUAACUACGUGCCGAGUGAUGGUGAUGAUUAUCAGGAGUCUGUGAUGGUAACGACAGCAUCGGAUGAUGCUGGCUCAUCAUCCAAUGUAUCAACACCAGCUACAUCUCCUCAAAAGCUUCCAAGAGGUAACUGGGUGUGUUCCAAGCCAUCUACCUCACAGCAGAAAAACCUCAAUGAGCACAUCACUGAAAAGCUGGAGGUUUUGAUGAAGACCUACAACAACACAAAAGAUCACUGGAGGGCCCAGGGAUAUCGUAAGGCCAUCACCGCUCUGAAGCAGUACCCUAAGGAAGUCACUAGCUGGGAGGAAGCCAAUAAAAUCCCUGGCAUUGGCACCCGUCUUGCAGACAAGAUCAGCGAGAUCUUAGAAAGCGGACAUCUGAGGAAGAUUGACCAUGUCUGCGGAGGAGAGGACAUGAAGGCUUUGGACAUCUUCAAUAAUAUCUGGGGAGUUGGACCGACGGUGGCACAGGAAUGGGUCCAACUGGGAUACAGGACACUGGACGACGUCAGAGAGAAAGCCAAAUUAAACAGGCAACAGAAGAUUGGCUUGAAGCACUACGAGGAUUUCUUGCAACGGAUGCAGAGGGAGGAGGCAGGAGAAAUUGAGAGAACUGUCCGUGAGAUGGCUGAGAGCAUAGAUCCAGGCAUGUUGGCUGUCGUUUGUGGCUCGUAUCGUCGUGGUAAAACAACCUGUGGAGACGUUGAUGUGCUCAUUACUCACCCUGAUGGGAGGUCACACCGCGGAGCGCUGGGGAAGAUACUGGAUGGACUCCGAGCUAAAGGUUUUAUCACCGAUGACCUAGUGAGACAGGGAGAUGACGAAGAGGAGCAGAAGAAAUACAUGGGCGUCUGCAAACUCCCGGGAGAAAAUCACAAGUACCGACGUCUGGAUAUCAUUGUAGCUCCUUACAGUCAGUACUACUGCGCCCUCAUGCACUUCACUGGCUCCGGUCAUUUCAACCGAUCCAUCCGACUACUGGCCAAGAAAAAGGGGAUGUCGCUCUCUGAGCAUGCGCUGCGGACUGGCGUCAUCAGGCACGGUCAGGUCAAAGUUCACGAGGGCACGCCCCUUCCGGUCACGUGUGAGGAGGACAUAUUCAGACAUCUUGGUUUGGAGUACAGAGAGCCCGAGGAGAGAGACUACUGAAAUAAAAAAUGAGUUUUUAAACUCGCAGUUGCUAUUUUUUUCUAAAGUAAAUCGGUGUUCUUUUGCUUAUCUAGCUGCUGACUUUUGAAAUUUAAUUUUGGUGUCAGUUAAUUUUAUGUUUUACAAAAAUGAAUGAAACGUUUUUAAUGUCCUAUCUUGCAAAAUGAAUUAACUAAUGUCGAAUACUUUUUAGUGUAAAAAAAGAAUGAACUAUUGAAAGUAAUAUCAGCACAUUAUUAACAUUAGUUUAAUUACAUGCAAUGUUGGUAGCUCGUCCUAAUGUGCAGGGCCAAGAUUGAAAAAUUGUAAUUGAUGUUCAAAGUGAUACAAUCGAGUAAGUAUGAUGUAAAAAAAAAUCCGACGUGUUGUUUUUUUGUAGUUUAUGUCUUUUUUUUUGUAGUUUAUGUCGUGUCCUUCUUGUACCCCAAACCUGUUUUUAAAAGGUUGUCAUUUUGUGUCUCUUUAACGUUUGACUGAAGUACAGACUGAAAUGUGAAAAUUUAAUGUGAUAUUGAUUUUUUUUAAUCGGAACUUCUUAUUCUAUGGUUGUCUUAUUCCGGCCAACAUGGAAGAGUGGACUUGGACUUGUAAAAACCGUUCCCGUAACUUUUGAAGUGCGCCACCAUGUGGCAACUGUUGGUGAAUUAAUGCCAAACCAGCUGGCAGAACUAGAAACUAUUCAACUCAUAAAAAAAUUGUAUUAUAUUUUUGUUUGUAUAGUCUCCUACAAGGGAGCAGUCAGGCAGAAAUUCUGGUUGGAAUUGCACCACCGAUCGUCGGUUGUGUUUGGUUGGCAAAGGUCCCAGUUUUUAUGAAUGAGCCGAGGUUAUUGUGAUGAAAUAUCAGAGGUUAACUCGGUCUGGAAAGGAUGAAUCACCACAUUGACUAUAUUUGCAAAGGCUUCAGACAACUCGGGUUCAUAUCAGACACUAUCAUUGUGAAUUUAUAAAAUGAAUUUUAGGAAUUUCCUGUACCAAGAAAUAAUUGCCUUAGCACCAAUAAAAUAUUUAUUUUCCAAAACAGUAAGUGAUUAUUAGGGAAAUGCUAAUAUUUAUCAAGAGCCAUGUACAUGUAUUAUAGGAAUAUAUGAUGUUUAAAUUUAUCAAUUUUAUUAUUGCAUGUACCCUAAUUUUUUAUUAACUACUUUUUUUUAAUUGA